AUGCGUUUCACCAUCGUCUUCGUAGGCUCUAUGCUCGCCGCCCUGAGCUCAAGCGCUCCUAUCACCAACAGAGAGGUUGCCAAACGCAACCCUGCAACCAUCGGCAAUGGCAAUAGUGGCAACGGCAACGGCAAUGGGAACGGCAAUGGCAAUGGCAACGGCAAUGGCAACGGCAAGGGCAACGGCAAUGGCAACGGCAAUGGCAACUCUGUCGUGGUCAGCCCGAGUGUAGGCCUUCCUUCUGUAGCUAUUCCUCCCGUGGCCCUUCCUUCUGUGGCGAUUCCUCCCGUGGUCCUUCCUUCUGUGGCUGUUCCUCCUGUAGUUCUUCCUACGCCGAGUCUUCCGCCUGUGUCCGUUCCCUCUGUCGCCAUUCCCCCUGUGGUACUUCCUACAGUGGCUCUCCCUUCCGUGGUACUUCCUACAGUGGCUCUCCCUUCCGUGGCUCUCCCUUCCGUGGCUCUCCCUUCCGUGGCUCUCCCUUCCGUGGCUCUCCCUUCCGUGGCUCUCCCUUCCGUGGCUCUUCCGUCUGUGGCUCUUCCAUCUGUGGCCCUCCCCACUCCGACCCUUCCUCAUGUGGUUCUCCCCACCCCAGCCCUUCCUUCAGUGGGUCUUCCCGCAGUUCCCUCAGCUAUUGCUCCUAUUAUCUCGGCUAUUUCUCCCAUCGUCUCGGCUGUUGUCGGUGCUGUGCCCCCCGUUCUUUCGGCUCUCCUCCCAGCUCCAGCUGUCCCAACUGCUUCCGCCGGCGCAAGUGUCGGCGGAGGAAUUAAUCUCGUCAACAACUAG
Messenger RNA from Dothidotthia symphoricarpi CBS 119687, 783 nucleotides. RefSeq lists its product as uncharacterized. The record is from RefSeq and is a predicted model, not a curated record. Bases 1 to 783 code for a protein of 260 amino acids. The transcript has a single exon. NCBI's taxonomy places the organism in Eukaryota, Fungi, Ascomycota, Dothideomycetes, Pleosporales, Dothidotthiaceae.